UAUAUAUAUAUAUAUAUAUAUAUAUAUAUAUAUGUUCCGUCUGACUAAUUUCCGUCUUGAUCUUGUGCUACGAAGUUUCUGUACAACUAUUUUUUUUAUCAAUGAAUUAGAUAGAAUAAGUUAAUAUAAACAGUGUCUAAAAUUCUAGAAUAUUUAUAUUUAGAAUAUACACAAUUAUAUGACUCGGAUGGUGCCAUGUUUGUUUACACUGGCACUUUGUUUGAUGCCUUGGUAGUGUGAUAGGGUCAUCCCGUGUGGAAACGGGAAUAUUGACGAUCAGGUGCUAGUGUGGUAGGAACUAAGUUUUUCUUUUUACUUAUUUUCUUCUUUUUUUUUGUUUUAGUUGUUGUUGUUUUUUUGUUUGCUUGUUUGUUUCCGCGAGGAUUUGAGUCUCUCUACGUGUAUCGAAGUCUUUAGCUGUUUUUUUUUUUAAUUAUUAUUGAUAAGGUAGAUAAACAAAGCUCACGUGAGCGGAAGUUAAUAUUCAUGAAUAUCAUAUAUAUAUGUAUGUAUAUAUAUAUAAUAUAUACAUCAUUAUAUAUUUGAUUAAAAUAGCUAGACGUUCUGACUGAUAAAUGAAAAUUAGAUCGUGAAAAAAAAAAAAAUCGCAGAAUGUAUUUUUGAUUUUGCAGUAUAGGAGUUUUCUUUACAUUACGAUAUUUAAAAGAAACCGUAAAGGAGACUACUAAACAAAACAAAAAAUAAACGCUGCCAACGUCUGAGACAAGGAACACCCUGUCACAUCAUCAAGGCAUCCAAGGUCGUGCCCUUGUGAACAGACAUGGCGUUAUCCCGAGAAUCACACGGGCAUUCUCACACAUAUCACGUUACUUCACCCAUUCGCGACGGACAGGUCACGUACGACCAUGCCAGGCCCACUAUAUUGCGGUUUUGGCAGACCAUGUAUAGUCUGCCAUGGUAUAACACAGUGACUAAUAUGACAACUCAAGAAGGAGAGGUGCAAGGUGCAGCUGCCACUAUGUAUAGCGUUGUGACUAUCAUCGAUGCCAGCACCGCCACUGCCCCCCCCCCCCCCCCCUCACACACCGAUCCAUCUAGUGGUAGCACCUCCAUAACAGUGCAAAGAUCAUAGCUACAUUCUUGGAUUCUUACCUGCGUUGGAGAUUUCAGUAUUUUAUCCUCUCACUCCUCCCGCCAAGGCCUCAUUAUCUCGGAAGUCUUUGCAUGAAACCCGAGCUAAACAACACCACUGCAGCAACUACCUUGUUUACCAACUAGCUGCUUUCCACCCGUGACUGUCACCCAUAUUGGAAGUAGAAAAUGAGUCCCCUUCUCCCCUCACCCCCCUCCCCCUCUCCGGCUUACUAUAAGUGAGGCAGGAGGGACGCGUGAAGGCAGAGGAGCAACACCUCAGAGAGAAUUGAGUGACGAUGGCUCCCCGUUUUUCCUGGUUCCUGUGCCCCCUGCUGGCGCUCCUCUUCUGCCACGAUGCCGCCUUUUCUUCCGAGUCGCUUCAACAGAUUGACAUCAAGACUCUCAAUGAUAUGAAAGGGGUCGUUAAAGGCGGUGGUCAGUUCGGUGUGAUGCAUCUGUCGGGAAGGAGCCUCAAAAAUUGCCAUGAAAUACAAUUCAAUGAUCCUACAGGAGUUAAUGCAGACUGCAAUUUCGCCAAGGUCUUCAAGAGACAACUCAAGGGAAACGAUGAGACAUUGCAACACAGUGAGUGGCAACUGAUCAACACCGCUCUGGAGCCUAUGCUUAAGAAAUGGAAAGAAAGCCAAGCUGCUACCGAAUGCCCCAAGACGCUCUAUCUCUACACGCUUCUUGCUCCGGAUUACGCCACCACCAGGAGACGCGAGAAGCGCACUUGCACGCAGGCGAUUGUCGAAACCAUCCCGAAAAUCCUGAGCAACUUUAAAUGCGAACUGACUAGGAUUGUCGUGGGAUUUACAACGAUUUAUGACCAAUAUAAAACAGAAGCCUGUGAAGGUUAUGAGUUGAUGAAGACAAACAACAUAACCGCGUAUCACCUGGAUGGCAAAUCUCCGGACUUCCAACCUGACUGCGCCGUCAAGGCAGGCGGUAAGAGGCCUCGCCAACCCAGUCCCAGCAAGCCAGAGCAGGGGAAUACGAACCCCGCCAAGAGGCCCAGGACGAACGGGUAGUCCAAGCCGCAAGACCGGGUCGUGAGGAAGGUCUCGCGUGGCAUUGCUGUGCUGCAACGAGAGGCUCUCUGGUCACGGCGAGGCAAGCGUUGCAAGAUGGACUGGCUCGGAAAACGGACCCGGAAUACGUCGGUCCGCAAGCUGUGUUGAUCAAGCUUGGGACUGGAUUUGAUCUUUUGGUUUGAUUCUUUUACAUUUCGUUUUAUUUCUUUGUAGAACGAAGUGGAAGGUUGAUUGUUAAUUGUUCUUGCUAUUCAUCUUCUUCAAGUCAAAUAGGAAAUAUACACACACGUGCAUAUGAACACACAUAGGCUCGUGCUGACGCAAACAAACACAAAAAACAUGUACACACACACAGAGAUAUAUAUAUACAUACAAACACACACACACACACAUACA
Molecule: messenger RNA, 2525 nt
Organism: Penaeus chinensis
Lineage: Eukaryota; Metazoa; Arthropoda; Malacostraca; Decapoda; Penaeidae
Exons: 9
Coding region: 1392-2126 (244 amino acids)
Source: RefSeq, a predicted model, not a curated record